ACCCCGCCCGAGGGGGCGAAGACUUCGCCUCCCGUCCCUCCCGUCCUUCCCGUCCCUCCCGUCCGUGCCGUCCCGUCCGUGCCGCCGGCGCGGCCCCGGGAGCGGCCCGGCGGCGCCGCCAUGGCCGGGCCCGUGCUGCUGCUGCUGCUCUGUGCCGCGCUGCCCGCCGGCCUCCGCGCUCAGGGAGCCGUAUUCAUCAAGAAAGAAAAUGCCGACAAGUUCUUGGAAAGAACAAAACGUGCUAACUCUUUCUUAGAGGAAUUGAAGAAAGGGAAUAUUGAAAGAGAAUGCAAUGAGGAGCGCUGCUCAAAAGAAGAAGCAAGAGAAGCUUUUGAAGACCAGGAGAAAACUGAGGAAUUCUGGAACAUCUAUGUAGGUAAGAAACACCCUGUGUUUAUUUAGAAGAUUAAGCUUCUUUAUUGCAAGGUUUGAAAGGGUGCACCUCUUAAGUAACCCUUUCCUGCUCCCUUGUUUCCUCUCUUUUCACUCUGAGACACCCUCACGUUGUG
Molecule: messenger RNA, 509 nt
Organism: Passer montanus (Eurasian tree sparrow)
Lineage: Eukaryota; Metazoa; Chordata; Aves; Passeriformes; Passeridae
Product: coagulation factor X-like
Exons: 3
Coding region: 121-402 (93 amino acids)
Cellular component (GO): extracellular region
Molecular function (GO): calcium ion binding
Source: RefSeq, a predicted model, not a curated record